This is a messenger RNA of Melanotaenia boesemani (Boeseman's rainbowfish), 2741 nucleotides long. It is a transcript of the gene ahrra, whose product is annotated as aryl-hydrocarbon receptor repressor a. The coding region runs from base 173 to 2194 and encodes 673 amino acids. Gene Ontology annotation, biological process: regulation of transcription by RNA polymerase II. The record is from RefSeq and is a predicted model, not a curated record. The transcript has 10 exons. Gene Ontology annotation, molecular function: nuclear receptor activity; transcription cis-regulatory region binding; protein dimerization activity. Gene Ontology annotation, cellular component: aryl hydrocarbon receptor complex; nucleus. NCBI's taxonomy places the organism in Eukaryota, Metazoa, Chordata, Actinopteri, Atheriniformes, Melanotaeniidae.
CUGGUUCCGACCCGGUGAACUAGUAACCAGGAUCCAGUUCAGAGAAACGUAUCAGUUCUGGGACUGAAAAGGAAUCCGUUUCUUGAAAUUUUUCAUUCUGGAAUUAAUUCUGGAAUUAUCAGAAACCCGCAGAUUUUCCAGCGCACCUGUUACCUGCACGGAGCGCAGCACCAUGAUCCCUCCUGGAGACUGCAUGUAUGCGGGCAGAAAGAGGAGGAAGCCCAUCCAGAAACAGAAACCGUCCUCUGCUAAUGAAAAAACCAACCCUUCCAAACGGCACCGGGACCGGCUGAACGCGGAGCUGGACCGGCUGGCCAGCCUGCUGCCGUUCCCCCAGGAUGUCAUCUCCAAGUUGGACAAGCUGUCGGUGCUUCGCCUGGCUGUCUCCUACCUCCGAGUCAAGAGUUUCUUCCAAGCGAGUCAAGAGAAAACUUCCAGGAAGCACAUCAUCAGCACAUCCUCUAACCCUGAAUCCCAGAAAGACAGUCUUCCGCUGGGCACAGCCGUCAAUGAAAGCAGCCUCCUUCUGGAGUCUAUGACUGGAUUCGCCUUGGUGGUCAGCAGUGAUGGGAUGGUUUUCUAUGCUUCCUCAACCAUUGUGGACUACCUGGGAUUUCACCAGACUGACGUGAUGCACCAAAACGUGUUUGACUACAUCCACAUAGACGAUCGUCAGGAGUUCAGACGCCAGCUCCACUGGGCCAUGUGUCCUCCGCAGCACCAGGGUGCAACAGCACAGCAGGAUAACCAGAUAGCUUCAGGAACCGGUGACGAGUUUGUAGUGACCAGCUUAUUUAAUUCUCCAGAGGCUGGAGAAAUUCCUCCUGAGCUCUCUGGAUUUCUCAGCAGAUGUUUCAUAGCCAGAGUUAGAUGUCUCUUGGAUAGCACUUCUGGAUUCUUGACAAUGCAGUUCCAGGGCCGCUUAAAGUUCCUCCAUGGGCAAAAAAAGAAGUCCCCCUCUGGUGCACUGAUGCCCCCCCACCUGGCUCUGUUCUGCAUAGCUGUACCUCUCUUACUGCCCUCCAUCAUGGAGAUGAAAGUGAAGAACAUUUUAAUAAGAGGAAAAAACAAAGGAGGAGGAAUUACCUCUGCAAUGGAUAAUGGCGAGCGUGGAGAACAUCUCCGGAGGCACUCCUUCGGUGGAGGUAUGGGGGACAAUGCAGACACUCUCCUCCUGUCCUGUCCCAUAUCAGGCGGUACUCAAAGGGGUCACCACACUCCCUGGACCCCACUCUGCAAAGACAACCUCAAGUAUUGCCCUGAUGGCUACUACAACCAGGAGGAGCCGCUCAACUACUGCAAGUCGUCCAUGGCUCCCCAUAAAGAGCCGAGCGGUGGCCUGGGUGGUGGCUGGCCUCUGCGGCAGAACUCUGGCCCAAUCAGAGCGGGCCAGGGAGUCAGCUACAUCCCUCCGAACCGCCUGAACAGAACUGGCCAGUAUGGGAAGCCGUACCGCCUUUCUCCGAGCUGUCACAGUGGCCGCGGCACUGAGGUGUUCAUCUCCAAGCUCUACGGGAACACCCAGAUGCCGACCGAUCCAGAUUCUUACUGUGUGGACCUGGUGAAGAGCGAGAACGGGUACGCAGAAUGGCCUGAGAUGCCACCCAUCAAGGUUGAGCAUGACUCGGACUCGGAGAACGGAUGCGACACAUAUGGGCGAACGUGGGCUUGCCGGGAACCGGUGGCCAUGGAGCGGCGUUAUGGCAAUGGGGUGUAUGACCCAAACUCUGGGUUGCAACUGAAAUUGGAGACAGAUUAUUAUGACCCACCAUACUCACCCUGCCAGAGAGGAAAAGCAGGGGUCAGCCCCCCGUACAACAACUAUCUGAGCUACAAUAGUGGGAGCGGUACCGGACGCCAGUUUAAAUGUGACAAAACCAGUGACUUGGCCCAGUUCAGUCCUCAGAGACUCCCAGAUUCACUAUGCAGCAACCAACCAGUCAACCUCAUGGACUCACAGAUCUAUGCACAGAACCAUCACAAGGCCUACAUGGACUACAGCAAACAAGGCACUUAUGAUUUCAAAGGUCACGGCCUGAUCCAUUCGAUCAAGAGGGAGCCUGUGGAUUCCCCCCCUUGGUCGGAGAACGGACAUGACUUCAACCCGCCCAUGAUGGCCGGUUCCAGAAACGCUGGUGCCUGUGUGAUGAGCUCUGGACACCAAAAACCCAGCUCCUACGUUUACAUGCCGUAAGAGUGAUGGGUGGUCACCUGCACAUACACACCUACACCCCCCAUCCACCCCCCCCCCCCCCCCCCCCCCCAUCCUCCACCACUGUGCACAAUCACACAAACCAGAGUGUGUGUUAAAAUGUUUUGCUCCAUUUUGUAUCAUAAAUAUUUACCAGCAUCACAGGAGAAGUUUUUAAGAUGUCAGAACCUUCUUCUAUUCGAUGAAGAUGCCUCAGACGUCCCCGACGUCCCUGACAUCAUUCUCAGGUUCAAACGUCACAAAUGAGACUCUCGGUCCAGAUUAUAGAUGGUUGAAGGUUUUUAAGUUCCAAGCACUUUUGGAUUUAAUGACAAUCAGACAAACAAUGUCAAGAAACACAAUCUAACUUGCUUUUCAUGUUGUGCACACCAGACUGUUGAGAGAGAAACAAAGUUUUUCUUGCCACUUUUUUUUUUACUUCCACUUGCCAUGUUUAUUAAACUGAAGAUAGAAUAUUAAAAGGAUAUCCAAAAAGCCAGGAAUAAAAACUGAAAGAGUUGUUUUUUUCUGUUUCCAAAAAAAACUUUGC